Messenger RNA from Mustela lutreola (European mink), 1029 nucleotides. It is a transcript of the gene DBX1, whose product is annotated as developing brain homeobox 1. Gene Ontology annotation, biological process: regulation of transcription by RNA polymerase II; cell differentiation in spinal cord. The coding region runs from base 1 to 1029 and encodes 342 amino acids. The record is from RefSeq and is a predicted model, not a curated record. Lineage: Eukaryota; Metazoa; Chordata; Mammalia; Carnivora; Mustelidae. Gene Ontology annotation, molecular function: DNA-binding transcription factor activity, RNA polymerase II-specific; DNA binding. The transcript is spliced from 4 exons.
AUGAUGUUCCCAGGCCUCCUCGCACCCCCCGCGGGGUACCCCAGCCUCCUGCGCCCCACGCCCACCUUAACGCUGCCCCAGUCCCUGCAGUCGGCAUUUUCUGGCCACUCCAGCUUCCUGGUGGAGGAUCUGAUUCGCAUCAGCCGACCUCCGGCUUACCUGCCCCGCAGUUUACCCACCGCCAGCAUGUCGCCCCCUAGGCAGGGGGUCCCCACGACUCUCACAGACACCGGGACCUCAGACCUGGGCUCCCCGAGUCCCGGCAGUCGACCAGACGGUUCACCUCAGACGGCCGCCUCACCUGCCAACGAGCCCACGUUUCUGAAGUUUGGGGUGAACGCCAUCCUCUCCUCAGCGCCCAGAACAGAAACAUCCCCCGCCUUGCUCCAGAGCGUUCCUCCCAAGACUUUCGCCUUUCCCUACUUCGAAGGUUCCUUCCAGCCUUUCAUCAGAUCUUCUUAUUUCCCAGCGUCCUCAAGCGUUGUGCCCAUCCCGGGGACCUUCUCCUGGCCGCUUGCGGCCCGCGGCAAGCCUCGCCGGGGCAUGCUGCGCCGAGCCGUGUUCUCCGACGUGCAGCGCAAGGCGCUGGAGAAGAUGUUCCAGAAGCAGAAGUACAUCAGCAAGCCCGACCGCAAGAAGCUGGCGGCCAAGUUGGGCUUGAAAGACUCACAAGUGAAAAUCUGGUUCCAGAACCGACGCAUGAAGUGGCGGAACUCCAAGGAGCGCGAGCUCCUGUCUAGCGGGGGCUGCCGAGAGCAGACCCUUCCCACCAAACUCAAUCCGCACCCAGACCUCAGUGACGUUGGCCAGAAGGGCCCGGGGGACGACGAAGAGGAAGACGAGGGCCGGGGCAGCCCCCGCCACCGCCUAGUCUAUCACGCAUCCCCCGACCCUCGGCACCUGCGGGACCCGCGGCUGGAAGGGCCGCUGCCCGCCUCGCCCGCGCACUCGAGCAGCCCCGGCAAGCCUUCGGACUUCUCCGAUUCCGAGGAGGAUGAGGAUGAAGAGGAAGAGAUCACCGUGUCUUAG